Choloepus didactylus (southern two-toed sloth) is the source of this 2474-nucleotide messenger RNA. It is a transcript of the gene MRPL53, whose product is annotated as mitochondrial ribosomal protein L53. Lineage: Eukaryota; Metazoa; Chordata; Mammalia; Pilosa; Megalonychidae. Bases 16 to 609 code for a protein of 197 amino acids. The record is from RefSeq and is a predicted model, not a curated record. The transcript is spliced from 3 exons. Gene Ontology annotation, cellular component: mitochondrial large ribosomal subunit.
UACAAAGGGCUAUUAAUGGUAGGUAGUAACUUAUUCUGGGCCUCUCGCUGUGUGAUCUUCGGAAACCAAGUUAAGCGCGUCCCACCUGUGCCGAAACCGCCUCCCUCCCUACUUCCUUCCUUCCCCCGGGCGAUCUGGGGCCAGGACUGCGACAGAAAACCCCUACCCGCAGAGCUCGGAUCCCUGCCACAGACUCGGCGUUUACAGCCGCUGGUCGCGGACGUCAUUUCCGCCCGCGCGAGGCCUUCCGGAGCAGAGGUCACAAUGGCGGUGGUCGCCUUAGCUCGGCUGGGUCUUCGGUCUGUUAAGGAGGUUCGGAUUCAGUUCUGCCCCUUCGAGAAGAACGUGGAGUCGACGAGGACCUUCCUCCAGGCGGUGAGCAGCGAGAAGGUCCGCUCCACCAAUCUCAAUUGCUCGGUGAUUGCGGAUGUGAGGCACGACGGUUCCGAGCCCUGCGUGGACGUGCUGUUCGGAGACGGGCACCGCCUGAUUAUGCGCGGCGCCCGGCUCACCGCCCAGGAAAUGCUCACUGCCUUCGCCUCCCACAUCCAGGCCAGGGCCGCGGCAGGGAGCGGGGACAACCCCAGCGCUGGUGCCGGCCAGGGCUAACGGCGCGAACGAGGCCAAUGGCAGAUUUUAGCCUGGGACUAGGACAUUUACCUAAGAAGAGUUUGACUUCAUCACUCAAAUCACUGGAGGGACUACGGAGCACCAGCAAAACAAACAAACAAACAAAAAUAGCCCUGCGACUGCGACCAGUGUUUCUGGGACAAGAUCGGACAGGGGUUUGGAUGACCAUGAAUAAUUUCACUUUUUUACCAUCCCUCGCUGUUUAACCCUUUAAAUUUGGCUUCUCCCGCUACUCACAGAAGGUACCUCUUACUCAUAUUAGUCAAAUUCAGUGCUGUUUUACCAGACUGCAUCUUUCUGUCUCAUUUGCUACUUUUUGUUCAACCCCUGUGGAACCUUUUUCCCUCUUAGAUCCUUUUUCUUCUCCUAACCAUAAAAGUAUACUACCCUUAUCCUUUUUUUUCUUCCCUCUAUUUUCUGCUGGGGCCAUCUCAUCCUCUCUCAUAACUAUCCUGUCCCAGCUUAACUCCUCCAUUUUUGUUUGGUUCUCAUACCACCUUCUGUGUUACCGUUUCACUGUUCAAGUUGUUAUCCUUCUCUCCCAAAUCUCACCAACCCUCUUUGUUUGAAAUAGAAUUGAUAACGGUACAUGCACAUAUACUUGUUUCUCCCCUGACUUACCAUUCCUGUUCAGGCACUUCAUCUGCCCAGCCAUCCAGGCUUGAAACCAUAGCAUUAUCCCUGGUUCCUCCCUCUCCAUUUCUCUGCAUGUCCUGUUAGUAAGUUCAGAAUAUUCUGUUUUAAAUAAAGCUCGUAAAAUGUUUUCUCCUUUCCAUUCACUCUCCUGUAUCAUUGUCGCACCCCACCCCUGACCUGAUCUCUUUCUUAAUUAUUUUUGCUGCUGCUUAAUCUUAUCUUUCCAAAGUACAUCUCCCACCACCACCUGCUUGAAAAAACAGUGACGAAAAUAGUGUUUUUCAUAUUGGCUUACCACCCAUUAGUGUGGAUCAUGAAAUCAAUUUAGGUUGUUAAAGCAGCCUAAAAAAAUGUGAAAUAGAAUAAAAAGUAUCAGAGUGCAUAGCACAUGGUAUUGGGAGUAUUCUUUUAGGAAAUUUGGUUUUAAGGUUAUAAUCGUGUGUGUGUAUAUAUAUUAUAUGUGUAUUUGCAUGUACAAGUUACAGUAUAAAAUUAUUUCUUACUGUGGGUUGUUGGUUGAAAGCCAUUGGUUUAGAGAAGAACUUCAGAAGGCUCAGCCAGGUAAUCAAGGACCUCCAGACACUGGCUGCUGUGUACAUUGCCAAAUACAUUUCCCAUGAUUUUCCUAUAAUAUGACCAUACUGCUUCCCUGCUUAAAAGCGUGCUAUCUUCAAAGCAUUCUUUUCCCUCUUCCCCCUUUAAAAACAAGAAAAAUAUCAGGAGACAGUAUGUAUAAUAGUUAAGAGCCAGAUCUGCCUGGAAUUGAAAUCCUGGCUUUACCUUAUGUGACAUUGGACAGAUAAUUUAAUCUCUCAGUGCCUGUUUCCUCUUUUGUAAAAUAGGGAUAAUAGUAUCUACCUCAUAGGACUGCUGUGAUGAUUAACUGAGUUAAUACCUGUAAAGUGCUCAGAACCUUGCUGGAAGCAAAGUAAAUGCUGUUAUCCAAGAAGCCUCAUACUUAGUCAAAGAACACUGACAAUCUGAAUUUGAGUUCUCCAUUUCCAUAAUUAACUGAUUUUUACCAUGGGAUAGUCUUAACCACUCAUUUCUCAUUGGUAUAAAUGGGGAUGGUUCAAGCAUUUCUGUAACUGUGGAUUGAGUGCUGGCUGUACUGAAGUGUGCAUUUGAGGUUGGGGUUGUCAUCUUCUCUGUGUCCUCAGCACGUUUCAGAGUCUCUGAAACAGUAAUAAAUGUUGAAUUUACAAAUA